Messenger RNA from Chroicocephalus ridibundus (black-headed gull), 3259 nucleotides. RefSeq names its product potassium channel tetramerization domain containing 6 (gene KCTD6). The record is from RefSeq and is a predicted model, not a curated record. Gene Ontology annotation, molecular function: protein binding. Gene Ontology annotation, biological process: protein homooligomerization. The transcript has 3 exons. NCBI's taxonomy places the organism in Eukaryota, Metazoa, Chordata, Aves, Charadriiformes, Laridae. The coding region runs from base 1953 to 2666 and encodes 237 amino acids.
GAGGGAGUGGGUCCUCUUGCCGCACCCGGGAGAGGAGGCAGAGCUGGGACACAGGUUUGGGGUGGGGGAGAGGGUCUGGGUUCUUGGGUCACUUGGAGGGGGGAAGGCAAAACGUCUGGGUUCAUUUCCAGCAUCUUUGCUGAAUCACUGUCAUUCUGGGAGAGUUCUUCCACCAUGAGCUCGCUGGCUCCUCUGUGAUGGAAACCGGCACUUCCCACUUCUGCUGCAGGCCUGGGCCCCUCUCUGGCCUGAGCUCGCAAGAAGGAUUUCUGCUGUUCUGUCUUGCUGUUGCUCCUUAGUCCAUGCAUGUGCUGAGGCCCAUUGGUGUGUGCAGGGAGGCUCAGUGUUUCUGAUGCCUGCCUUCCUCCAGAACUGUUUGGAGACACGUUUCCACACGCAGACAACUGCCAGUUAGUGCACAGAAGCAUACAGAAGCAAAAUACACGAGUAAAAACCAACUGUUUUUACAGGUGCUGAAAGCCUGGGUGCCUUGGGUUGCUUCAGAAGCCAAGGGCCAGCAAGACCAGGCUAGAUAUAAGCAUCUUCCUUUGGCUCUUGUGAGAGGAGGGUCAAAGUGAUAUUGUGAUGUGGGCUCUUCAGACAAGUAGCAAUUAAAAUAAAAGUUUGGAACCUGGACUUAAACCAGGAUGUCGUAGAGCUCCUCAGGGGAGGGAAGGAAACUUCAGGAGCUUGGAAAUUAUAGUGAAGCAAUUAGACAUAAAGGAAUGAAAAUGCUGAGUGGCUGGUGUGAGCGUUUUUCCCUCCUGCCUGAGGUGAAGACUAAGUAUUAGUGAAAAGCAAGAACUAAGUUAUUUUUUUAAUAAACUGUAUUAGUCAUUGUAAAUCUGACCUGUGUAGAAGGUGAUGGAUGCUUUCUUUAGUGAAGCUGAGCUGCUGAAUUACCAGAAGAUUCAGUAACAGUUGUUUUAAGAGCUUGCCUCCUCCUUGCUCCCUUGGUUAGGGUAGCACGAUGCUGGAGCCUCGUGGGUUUGCUCUGCAGACUGUCAUCUCACUGUACAGUUUGGUGGAGUGCAGCCAUCACUGAUGCUAGCUUAGUUCUUGUCAGUUCAGGUGAGUCGCCGAUAAUGACUUACAACAAAAACUUGCCUCUCAAAUGUUAUGGCUGUCUGGGGAACAGAGAGGUUGUCCAUGUGUGGCAUAACUGCGCUGAGGGCAGGAGGUUCUUUUGGUCGUCUUUGGAGAUUUAAAUCUGAGAGGCAGGGAGCUUGCUGUAUCUGGAGUGCUAGCUUUGCUCUUUUAUAAUUUUUAAGUUGCCAUUGGUAGAAUUCCUGUCAACUCUAUAUUCACCUAGAAAUCUAAGGUUGUGUGAAGUUUAAACAGCUUGUGUUGCAAUAGUGAUACCAAACUGUCCGUUAAAGACUAGUGCCACAAGUAAGUCUGUUCGUUCUUUUGUUGGAAGAACUACAUGAAAAACAUUCAGAGCAAAUCAAGCGGUGUGUGCCUCUCGACUUUUAACUGUUAGGUGUAUUUCUGCUCCUCCUUUAAGUAACUGCAUAUGACACAAACACUGUGAUUUUCUCCAGGUGCAGCGUGUAGCCCGUGGCCUUGACCAAACGCAGCGCACAUGGUCCCAGCAGUGCAAGCACUUGGCAGUGCUGCUGGCAUCCCCCCUGGGCCUGUCCUGAGCCCACCUGUGUGUAUGUGUGUGUCUUUGCAGAUGUUCAGCUGACUCUCAUUUGCUUUCUCUGAAUUUCAGCUUGCAAAAUGGUUGCACAUUAGCAGCUCCGUUCUGGUAGAAGCCCUGCUGAAGCUAAUGGGACUACCUGUUCCAGUAGUGCUGCUGGCAAAUAGCCUUGUAAUCCUCUGAGUCAUAAUACAUGAAAUAAGAGUGAUCAUUUUAUAAAUGCAGGGAGAUAAUAAGAGGUGAAUUACGUAUCCUUUCAGCAGCCUUCUGUUAAACUUGGAAUACCACAGUUCAAGUAAUUGAACAGAUGGAUAAUGGAGACUGGGGAUAUAUGAUGACUGAUCCAGUCACGCUAAAUGUGGGUGGACACAUGUAUACGACAUCCCUCACAACUCUAACGAGAUAUCCUGACUCAAUGCUUGGGGCCAUGUUCAGGGGAGACUUCCCCACUGCCAGGGACUCUCAGGGCAAUUACUUUAUUGACAGAGAUGGACCACUUUUCCGUUAUGUUCUUAACUUUUUAAGGACCUCAGAGCUCACUUUGCCACUGGACUUCAAAGAGUUCGACCUACUUCGGAAAGAAGCGGACUUCUAUCAGAUUGAACCGCUAAUUCAGUGUCUCAAUGACCCCAAGCCGCUGUAUCCCGUGGAUACCUUUGAGGAGGUGGUGGAGCUGUCCAGCACCCGGAAGCUGUCCAAGUACUCCAACCCGGUGGCCGUGAUCAUCACGCAGCUCACCAUCACCACGAAAGUCCAUUCGUUGCUGGAAGGCAUUUCGAACCACUUCACGAAGUGGAACAAGCAUAUGAUGGACACCAGGGACUGCCAGGUUUCCUUCACUUUUGGGCCGUGCGAUUACCACCAGGAAGUGUCGCUCAGAGUCCAUCUGAUGGAGUACAUCACAAAGCAAGGCUUCACGAUCAGGAAUACCAGAGUUCAUCAUAUGAGCGAGCGUGCCAAUGAAAACACAGUGGAGCAUAACUGGACUUUCUGUAGACUGGCACGGAAAACAGAUGACUGAUUCUGACUCCACAGGAGCCACUUCAGUGAUUAGCAACUUAAUUGGACAGUAAACCCGAGAGAGUCUGGAUUUUGACUAAAGCAACAAUGUGGGCUUUUUUUUUUUUUUUUAAUACGACUAUUUAUUGUUUAUCAAUAAGGACUGGAGGAGUUUCGUUCUCUAGCAGCUCUGUCCGUUUGUCCUGUUCAGAAAAAAAAUAUGCAUGUGCCUGUUCAGUCAAGACACCUUUUUGUUUGAAAGAGGGAGUCUGAAGAAUUAGUACAAUAGAGUAUUUUGUGUCAUUAACACAAUUCUCUGAUGCAACUUAAAGUGCUAAAAUUACCUCCGUUUAAACGGUUUCUAAUCCAUCUAAUGCUACAACACUGGGAGCGAGAAACAAACAGAAUUUAGGAUGCAGUUGGGGAAAAGCUGCUAUCAUGUAGACUAAUUCAGUUUCUAAAUCAAUAAACAGUAUUGUAAUAUUCUAGGAAAACAAAUCCCACCCUUUAAAAGUACUUGAUAAGUACAGUUUCUUACAGUUAUGACAACUGUUUCUUUCUAUGCAUAUAAAUCAAGCAACCAAAUAUUAUCUGUAGCCAUGGAAAUAAGAUUAG